Molecule: messenger RNA, 2018 nt
Organism: Trifolium pratense (red clover)
Lineage: Eukaryota; Viridiplantae; Streptophyta; Magnoliopsida; Fabales; Fabaceae
Product: flowering time control protein FCA
Exons: 15
Coding region: 241-1848 (535 amino acids)
Cellular component (GO): nucleus; ribonucleoprotein complex; cytoplasm
Molecular function (GO): protein binding; mRNA binding
Source: RefSeq, a predicted model, not a curated record
AUAUUUAUUUUUUAAACUAAGAAUAUUACAGUGGCAGUGAGGAACAGUAAAGAGUAAAGCAGGCUUCUUCUUCUCCGCAGCGCAAAUUGGCGGAGGCAGAGCAAAGGGCAAAAAGAAAAGCGUGUUACUUAACUCGAGGGGCGGUGUAAUAAGCACCGGUUUCUGUUCAGUGCUACCAACCAACUAGGGCGCAAUAGUAACUGCGUGGUGUUCAACACUGUGUUCCUGACUCAGUCAACGAUGCUGGAGAUUCAGAAUGAACAACCGGAGCAGCAAAGAUUCAACAAUUUCACCGUAGAACCAUCAAACUCUCAAUUUCCCAUCGACAACAACAAUGGCAUUGCUACUUUCCCUAAUCACGCUAACGCAUUCGAUUCUGGAUUUCUCCCUCCUCCGCCUCCUCCUUUUCCUCCUCCUCCUCACCACCAUCAUCCUAACUUCUCCAUCCCUCCUCCUCCUCCUCCUCCUCCUAAUCCUAACUUCUCCAUUCAUCCUCCUCCUCCUCCUCCUCCUCUACGCAAACGACCCUGGGGUGCUUCUUCAGUUCCAGAUCAAGUAGAUGCUACGGGUCCUGUUAAAGUUUAUGUUGCACCAGUUCCAAGAACAGCAUCUGAGGCUGAUAUCCGCCUUGUGUUCGAAAGAUAUGGAACUAUUGUUGAGGUUGUUCUUUUAAGGGAUAAGAAAACCGGAGCUCGACAAGGAAGUUGUUUGGUGAAAUAUUCAACAUUCAAUGAAGCUGACAUGGCUAUUAAGGCCUUAAGCAAUCAAUAUACUUUUCCUGGAGAAUCAUUUCCUGUUGUUGUCAGAUUUGCUGAUCGAGAUCGUGAACGUUUUGGGCUUCGAGGCUUCUGCCGAAACAUGGAAAAGAAAGAUUCUCCGGAAGUGGUGGAUAAAGUUUUUGUUGGUAACAUCAACAAAGAAACUUCAAGGCAGGAAAUUGAAGAAAUAUUUUCCCCUUACGGGCAUAUAGAAGAUGUCGUCAUCUUGCCGAAUCGUGGAUAUUGUUUUGUCAAAUUUUCUAGUAGAGAGAUGUCAUUGGCAGCAAUCAAAGGCUUGAAUAGAACAUUCACGAUGAGAGGUUGUGAUCAACCAAUAAUUGUUCGUUUUGCGGAACCUAAGAAACCUAAGAUGGGAGAAUCAAGGGGAAACUACUUACCUGCAAAUGCAAAUUAUGGUCCCAAUUCUCAAGAACCAGCAGUUUGGCCACUGCCAAAUUUUUGUGAUCCCAAUACUGGAGGGAAUAUUAUGCAUAAUGGUCCACAUCACUCCAGACUUCCACACCAGCAAGUUAAUGCUCAUAUGCCAAACUGGGAACCUGGUGCUACUGUUGUACAGCAACAAUUUCUUCCCCAACAUGCACAUUCACAUUUGGCUUCAAUGCCUUUGCGGCCAAUUCAAGCUCCCACCUUGCCUUCUCAACCGUUUAAUACUGAGGUGCAAAGACAGUUUCAUCCGGCAGAUUUGCCGGUCCGAAAUAUAGAGCAGCAGCUAAGUUCUCAGCUGCCUGCUCAGACUGAACGUAACAAUACAGUUGCUGGAAGUACCUCAUCUGAUCUGUCUUCAAAUAACCAAGACGAAGAUUUUCCAGAGUGUGACUGGAGUGAACACUACUGCCCUGAUGGUAACAAGUACUACUACAACUGCGUCACUUGCGAAAGCAGAUGGGAAAAGCCUGAGGAGAAUGCUUUGUAUGACAAAGAAUCACAGAAGCAACAUGAGCAAGAUGAUCAUAGCUUGCUCCAACCGCAAUUGUCAUUAUCUUCCUCUCAAGAAGUUUCUCAAACGCAACAGGAAACAAAUCACGAUCACAUGCAGUCAGAAACAAAUCCUGUUGUUGAACAGGUGUGAAUUUAUUUUUCUUGUGCUACUGGACUCGCAUAUUGUCAACAAUUAUUGUUAUGAUUAUAAAGUGGCCUUCAAAUUGUUACAAAACUAACAUAAAUUUUCUCCAAAGGUUCUGCAUUUCUUAUUUAUUCCUUUGUAUAUUUCAAUGAUUCAUAAUUGGGGAAUUUGUUGAA